Messenger RNA from Physcomitrium patens, 2162 nucleotides. The record is from RefSeq and is a predicted model, not a curated record. NCBI's taxonomy places the organism in Eukaryota, Viridiplantae, Streptophyta, Bryopsida, Funariales, Funariaceae.
UCGGCACCAAGUCUUAAGAGGUUCACUGAAGAUGUGGGGUGUGAGGGGGCAAGCGGGGUUGAACCGCUGACCUAUCGGACUGCAGCCGAUUGCUCUGCCACUGAGCUAUACCCCCGGCGGAACCGACUCCAACGGAUCUGUCUGGAUUCUUCGGGUUUUCAUUUAGUAUUUGAAAGUGUAUUUCUUAGUAAAUACUAUAUUUCAUUGUCGUCUCUCACUAAGAGAGAAGCAAUUACUGGAGGGUUAUGUGAAGUUUUAGAAGCUUUGGAAGCUUGUCUGCUCCACUGAAGCGCAGCGAAGCGAAGGUGGGAAUUUCCCACGCACCUGCUCUCGCUCCUACAUUUCGUUCGUCUUUCUCGCGGGCUUUCGAUUUGUGCUUCCGGUGGCGGCGUCGCUUUUGCGGCGUUUGACGCGGUAGGCUUUGUCGGAAUGGUGUUUGGGCUGACCAUGUUUUGGGGGGAUUUUGAUGGAAGAAGCGGAUGAUGUGGACCAAGAGUUGGUCGAGAUUUGAGUGAGCGUUGGGAUUGAGAUGCUGUUCGCGUUUUGUGAGGUGGGCUCAGAGCUCGGGCGAUUGAAUUAGUUUGGAAAAAUCGGAGGAUUUUCGGAUCGGAGUGUGUGAAUGUAGAGGAGCUCGUGCUCGUGCUCCUGCUUAUGCAAUGGCGUAUUAUUCGUAUUCUCCUGAUCUCAUGAAGCGUCUCAAGGAGGAGUUUGUUAGUAAUUUGGAGGGUACCACGAUGCGGGAGAUCGCCGCCAUGUCUGCAUUGUUUCCGGCAUUUUUGCUUCUGCGGCAGUGUUGGCCAGAAUCCUCAGUAUUGAAACCUGAGACGGGGAGCAGCGAAGAAGAUUCAAAAAGCAGUAUGAUACGAACUAAGUUCUGGAGGAGCAUUCUUUUGGAUUUUUUGGUGAUCGUUGUGCCCGCAGUGGCAUGCCUUACGGUUCUUGCUGAUUGGCUAUACACCAUUUUGCCUGUCACAUUUGGAUUACUUUUCCUUGUACUCGGUUCUAAAAGGUCGCAGUCAUCAUCUAUCAUUGGAACCCCAGUGGAGAAAAAUCGAAAUGCAACACGAAAGAUUUAUCUCUCAUCCUAUCGAUUUGUAAUGAUGUUGGUUACUUGUAUGACUAUUUUAGCAAUUGAUUUUACUGUAUUUCCGAGAAGGUACGGCAAAACAGAGACCUACGGAACAGGAUUGAUGGAUCUUGGUGUGGGCUCCUUUGUGGUGGCAAAUGCAUUAGUGUCACGUCAAGCGCGCAACCUCCCACCUUCUAAGUAUGGGGGUGUUCUACGGAAUACGAGUCCCUUGCUGCUGCUGGGAUUUAUUCGGCUUAUUGUGACGAAGGGUGUUGAUUACCAGGAACAUGUCGGCGAAUAUGGAGUUCACUGGAACUUUUUUUUCACCUUGGCAGGGGUUUCCCUGCUAACCUCUCUGAUCUCGAUUAAGUCGUCUUGGUGUGGACCUUUAGGCAUCACGAUCCUUGCAGGUUAUUGGGGUCUUUAUUUGAUCAGUGUCCAUCUAGGUUAUCUUCUCAAUUCCAAACAGACAAACGUUGUGCAGACUAUUUCUCCAUCUUCAAAUAUUGAGACGGAAAAGAAAGCAGUGACAUUGCGCCGGGGAGUCGUUGUUGGAAUCUGGGUUCUUGAUGUAUUUCUAUGGGUUUUAACUGUCUGGGCAGAUUACUUUGUGGAGAGAAUCUCUAGAAGAACGUGCAACUUGUCAUAUGUUUUGUUCGUGUUGGCUCAGAAUUUUGAGGUGAUAGGCAUUUUUAUGCUUGCUGAAGUAUUGGCCCCACUAAGAGAAAUUGCGAUUCUCAAUGUAUUUGAUCGCAACAUGCUGCCUACUUUUCUUCUGGCAAACCUGUUGACAGGAUUGGUCAACAUGAGCAUGUACACCAUCUUUGUGGCUCCAGCAAAGGCCGUUGUGGUUGUAAUGCUGUACGCAUUGACUUUAGUGGGUCUCAUGGGACUAGUCGACGUGAAAAAGCUGAAGCUCAAAUUUUGGUAGACUUAUUGACUACUUCCUAAAUGCUAGUAUGGUAUGCCCUCAUAUAUUUACUACUUUAUAUGGUAAGAUAUUCAUUUGCAGAGUGCUGUACUUUGAUUGGUGAAGCUCAUAAUCAAACGCUUGUAAAGUAAAUCGAACCCAUUAAAACAUGAGUUUAACGCU